This is a messenger RNA of Erythranthe guttata (spotted monkey flower), 1109 nucleotides long. RefSeq lists its product as uncharacterized. Gene Ontology annotation, molecular function: electron transfer activity. The record is from RefSeq and is a predicted model, not a curated record. NCBI's taxonomy places the organism in Eukaryota, Viridiplantae, Streptophyta, Magnoliopsida, Lamiales, Phrymaceae.
AUUGCAGUAUUCAAGUACAAGAAAGGGCAUGAUUCGGUACUUGUUGUAAAUGAAAAUGACUAUUCAAAAUGCAACAAAGAAAAUCCCAUCAAAAUAAUGAAAGAUGGUGACUCUAAAUUUAAGUUUGAGAAAUCAGGUCCAUUUUUCUUCAUUAGUGGCCAUAACCAAAAUUGUGAGAAGGGGGAGAAGUUGAUCGUUGUUGUUCUUUCCGAUCGCCACCGCAACACCACCCAUAAUGCUCCAUCCCCGCCGCCGGAGACACCCCACAAACCACCGUCCACCUCCCCUUCUCCAUCACCUUCUCCGUCUAUGAACAAACCUCCAACCCCAGCUCCAGUUGCUCAUCACUCGCCAAAUCCUUCACCGGCAGCUAAAUCUCCCGCCCACGCGCCGCCAGUCAAGCCACCCUCUCAUUCACCAUCUCCAUCUCCGGCGGCCACAGCACCCAUUAGUCACCAUCCGCCAAGCCCUUCACCGGCAGCUAAAUCUCCCACCCACGCGCCGCCAGUCAAGCAGCCACCCUCUCAUUCUCCAUCUCCAUCUCCGGCGGCCCCAGCACACAAUUCUCACCACUCGCCAAGCCCUUCCCCAGCAGCUAAAUCGCCCACCCACCACGCGCCGCCGGUCAAGCCACCAUCUCAUUCUCCAUCUCCAUCUCCGGCGGCUCGAGCUCCAAUUACUCACCACUCACCAACUCCGUCUCCAACAGCUAAAUCUCCCACCCACGCGCCGCCGGUCAAGCCACCCUCUCAUUCUCCAUCCCCAUCUCCGGCGGCUCCAGCUCCAAUCACUCACCACUCACCAAUCCCUUCCCCAGCAUCUAAAUCGCCCACGCACGCGCCGCCGGUCAAGCCACCUUCUCAUUCGCCAUCCCCAGCUCCAAUUACUCACCACUCACCGAACCCUUCCCCAGCAGCCAAAACCCCUUUACACGCGCCGCCGGCCCAACCACAUUCUAACUCUCCAGCCCCUUCGCCGGCGGCCAAAUCUACUACACACGUUCCACCAUCUCGUUCGCCAUCACCAUCUACUAAAGCUGAAUCGCCAAAGAAACACGGACGACGCACCGCAGCCGGAGUUGCAGCAUAACCACUCUGCUCCGACUCCGA